Messenger RNA from Phycomyces blakesleeanus NRRL 1555(-), 1947 nucleotides. RefSeq lists its product as hypothetical. Lineage: Eukaryota; Fungi; Mucoromycota; Mucoromycetes; Mucorales; Phycomycetaceae. The record is from RefSeq and is a predicted model, not a curated record. Gene Ontology annotation, molecular function: protein binding. Bases 1 to 1947 code for a protein of 648 amino acids. The transcript has a single exon.
AUGAGCUCUGUUAGGAAUCUCAAAACGACAUUCGCUUUUUUUCUCUUUUCUCUCAUCAUUAUGCAAGCAUCUCAAUUGCCAUUUGAAAUCAUAGCAUGUAUCGCAAGAUUUCUCACGGUCAAGCAAAAGUUAUCAUGUAUUACAGUCUGUCAAGCAUGGAGAACACCUUUUGAAGAAUCGCUGUGGGACACAAUCGUUGUUGGAUCCAGAGCUAGACUAGAAAGUAUCUGCGACUUGACCGAUAUACAGCACAAUGUGUACCGAAAGAAUGGCCACCUUGUCAGAGUUCUCAAGCUUAUGAUUCUUCUCCGAGAUGAUCAGUUGAGAAUUGUUCAAGAGUGCUUUUGUAGCCUGAAACAGCUCAAUACUAUCGGAAGAUCCUUGACAAAAUCAAGCCUUGAAGCCGAAGUAGAUUGGAGCUACUGGAGUUCGCUGACAUGUCUAAUAAUUCAAAUAGAUGAUCUAAAAAUCCAAAUUCCGGUAGAAAAACUCCUUGAAAUCCUAUCCUUUCUACCGUGUCUUAAGCAUCUUGAUUAUUUCAAACCUAUCUGGUCGCCUAAUCCAAUAUACACUCUACAAGACUUUGAGGCACUUCACAAUUACCUGCCACAACUAAAGCGUCUCUCAGUCUCUGCAAAUUUCGCCGAGUUUACGCCAAACGAUAUUACAUACAUCACACAAAACACGUUUCAUGUUAAGCAUCUGGCUGAGCUAUUUAUUGACAGUUGCCAGGUAGACCUCCGGUGGCUAUAUUAUUUUGCUCGAAAAUACCCAAACCUGAAUACCAUAAAAUGGAGAAAUAGUGAUUGGAAGGUCCCGACUACGAUAUUUAAAGAGGAAGCAGCUGUGAUGAUAUCAAGACUCCCGUGUAUGUUUCCUCACAUUAAGACCGUGUUGAAUAUGAAUGCCCUCCCCAAGGAAUGGGUCAAAACCGUCUUCUGGGAUCCCCUGUCUCGAUCAGGCGCAUUGCUAAAUUAUAUGCGUCAUGGGCUGUACAGAGAACACAAUACUACAGAUAAAGCACAAUUGUGCUCUAGCGAAAGCAUGCGCUCUUGCUUGAAAUCUAUCGAGUCUCUCUACGUUGAGGCGGAAUCUUUUUUUUCAGAUCCGUGUUCGAUUCCAAUGGCAUUUGAUUUCUGUCGUAGUCUAGUCAACCUAGAUAUCGAUAUCCACGGAAGCCCUAUUGCAAUUGACCUUUUAUUGGACAGGUGUGAUUCACUAAAGAAGCUAAAGCUUAUAGUUAGCUCUGUUACUACAGCGUCAGAUAUACACAGUCAUCCAAACAUACACGGACUACAGAGCAUUGAAUUCGAGAAGGCAACAAUUAGUGCCAUCGUAUUACAUUAUAUCUCAUUUCGCUGUAUUUAUCUCAAGUGCAUGCGAAUGAAUACAAUCAAAGUAUUCGGUAAAUUUUCUCAUGACACCAAAAGUCUUCUUAUUGAUAUGUCCUAUACUCGAUUCAACCUAUUGCAACUCAACAAUGUUAUGUUUUACGCAUCGAGCAGCGGGAUAUGCGACUCUGGAAAUGCCAUCAACAUACUACAGCUUGUUCGCCCAAAUCUUGCACUCCAACCCAUAAAAACACAUGACUUGAGUAUGAUAUUACCAAGAGGAGGCCUGUUGACGAUGUUGCUCGAAUUACGAUGGUUCCACAUCUAUAAAAUAUGCAAAUUUUACUACAAUAUGGUGAAGCUACGAAUAUUUGGAACCGAAGAGUCUCAGGACAGCAAGACUAGUUUCGAAUCGUAUCACCAUGUUAACAAGCUGCGUGUUGGCCACAGGGAAGUAACUAGCUAUGCAUGUAACCAAGACUAUUCAAAUGGAUCAGUAAAAGAUAUCAACCGAGGUUAUGCUUCACUGAGAUGUGGCUAUGUGAAGAAGUAUGAUAUGGGUAAUUUAGAUAAUUGCGAAAAACUUACAUUAGAAAACAGCUGUAAGACGAUGUAG